AUGUUCUCAACACUGACAAUCACAAGCGACGACAUUCCGCAAGCCAUAACCUUGACUAGGACAGAAGACUUCCCAUCUCACAAGUUCGAUUAUAAGAAGAGUAAAUAUCAUAGCAAACCGACAUGGCAGUCAUCGUGGUACCCACAAAGUGCCGGCCACCUGUCUCUCAGGCUUACAGAGCGCAUAUCCGGAGGUAGAUCCGCCGUCACAUACGCAGCGGAGAUAGUCUCUGGCAACACCAACGCGGUCGUGAGUGGUGUUACCGCUUCGCAUCCCAUUCCUUCCGAACCCGAAUUAUGCGUCAAAGUGGCGCGGCUCAACUGCUGCCGCACACUGGCUCGAGAAGCCUGGAUAUAUGACAAGCUGCGCCGGCGCGCCCGUGGGCGGGACACGUGGUUAUACGACCAACUUCCUCCCGACGAUAAGCUCCAGGGUAUCAUAGCGCCCCACUUCUAUGGUCUUUUCACGGCUGAAACGCUUCCUGGCCAAUUUUCUCCUUGGUCCACCGAAGACUUCAAAUUCGAGACUGCCUGGGAUGAUAAUAUUCUAUCUGAUGAGGACGAGAUGUCGGAUGACUUCCUGCCGGAUGACAACACGAUGUAUCCGGAGCACUCUUGGUAUAACCACGGUGUGGGGGGGCGAGAGCUGUCAGAAUGGUGUCAUUGGCGCCCGGAUCCCGCAGCGCCGGUCUUGGCUGUCAUAGUCAUGUCGCGUGGAGGACCGACCUAUACGUUUGAGGACCAUAUGGAUCCAGCGACGCAAGACGAUAUCCAUGCCAUUCUCGAUGACCUGUCCCUGGCAUCCCUCGUCCACGGCGACCUACGCCCCGCGAACAUCGUGCGCGCACCAGCGUCGACGAUGCCAUGUGAACGCCAUAAGUGCAUUCACAAAUGGAACGUCAUCGACUUCUCCAGGGCGUUGGUUGACGACUACGAUCCGGAGAAUGCAGAAAUCCCGCAGACGAAUGAGUGGUGUGCAAAGCGGAUGGUCCAUAAUUUACAGAAUUAUAGCUACUCAAAAAAGGAUACCUUUUUUUAUCGGUAACUCAGUUAAUACUAGAAUACCAGUUUGUGCUUAUUCUUAAACGAGACUGUUUUCACUCCAGCUACGCGCCGUCUCACUUAUUGAGCUGUCGUUUAACAUUCAUGUCCACGGAUAUAAUUUGCUUUGUUGUGUACUUG
This is a messenger RNA of Coniophora puteana RWD-64-598 SS2, 1181 nucleotides long. RefSeq lists its product as uncharacterized. Lineage: Eukaryota; Fungi; Basidiomycota; Agaricomycetes; Boletales; Coniophoraceae. Bases 1 to 1044 code for a protein of 347 amino acids. The record is from RefSeq and is a predicted model, not a curated record. The transcript is spliced from 2 exons.